Linum trigynum is the source of this 225-nucleotide messenger RNA. NCBI's taxonomy places the organism in Eukaryota, Viridiplantae, Streptophyta, Magnoliopsida, Malpighiales, Linaceae. The record is from the annotation of a GenBank genome assembly.
AUGACAAAACUAGAUGAGAAGCUACGUGCCUUAGACAAUCCAAUCGAUAACAAGAACCUCGAAAUCAAGAAGCUAGUGGAUGAAAAGAAAGAGGCAUUAUCAGCACAACAUGCAGCAGAAGCAAAUCUUAAAAGUCUUCAUGCAUGUCUCAAGGAUGAUGAUUCUCCUACCAUAGAAUCUUUCCUUGCUCCCCUAGAGGCCAAUAUCAAGAUGUACACAAAAUAG